Molecule: messenger RNA, 2025 nt
Organism: Aspergillus saccharolyticus JOP 1030-1
Lineage: Eukaryota; Fungi; Ascomycota; Eurotiomycetes; Eurotiales; Aspergillaceae
Product: threonine dehydratase, biosynthetic
Exons: 3
Coding region: 144-1835 (563 amino acids)
Biological process (GO): L-threonine catabolic process
Molecular function (GO): pyridoxal phosphate binding; threonine deaminase activity
Source: RefSeq, a predicted model, not a curated record
UAUCCAUCACAGUUAGUCAUUGCGACGGCGACUUUUUCUCUCAAUCUUACUUCCACCUGGUGCUGGCGCUUCAUUUCAUACUUUCUGCUUUUUGACUUCACCACGUUCAUUCUCUGCGAUCAUCCCACAUUGUAUCUUUUGAAAUGCCCAGCGAAGUAUAUGAAGACGGCGUGGCGACUCCGGCCUCUGCCAAGGUAAGCAAUCUCACCUUGACUGAGUCCGCGCUCGCAACGCCUGCUUCAGAAAAGGGGGAUGACUUGGCUGCCCACAACUGGGGCAUCCCCGACGACUAUCUACUGCCCAAUGGCUAUCCUGAUUACCUCCGAUUGAUCUUAACCUCUCGUGUCUACGACAUUAUCGACGAAACUCCUCUCCACCAUGCCGUUAACCUGAGCAAUCGCCUGGAGUGCCGUGUGCUUCUUAAGCGAGAGGACUUGCUCCCCGUUUUCAGUUUCAAGCUUCGUGGAGCAUACAACAAGAUGGCUCACUUGACACACGAGCAACGGUGGAAGGGUGUUAUUGCUUGUUCUGCUGGAAACCAUGCGCAGGGUGUCGCCUACUCUGCCCGUCACCUGAAGAUCCCCGCCACCAUCGUUAUGCCCUCGGGCACCCCCGCCAUCAAACACCUGAACGUGGCCCGCCUGGGCGGAAGCGUCGUUCUCCACGGUGAAGACUUCGACGCGGCUAAGGACGAAGCAUACCGCCUGCAGCAAGAAUACGGUCUUACCAGCAUCCCUCCCUUCGAUGACCCUUACGUGAUCGCUGGCCAAGGAACCAUUGGUAUGGAGCUCCUGCGCCAGGCCAACCUGCAAAAGCUCGAGGCAGUCUUCUGCGCUGUUGGUGGCGGAGGCCUAAUUGCCGGAAUCGGUGUUUAUCUCAAGCGCAUUGCGCCCCACGUCAAGAUCGUCGGUGUUGAAGCUCAUGAUGCCAACGCCAUGGCUCAGUCUCUAGGCUCUGGAUCCCGCGUGUUUCUCAAGGAAGUGGGGCUGUUCGCCGAUGGCGCGGCGGUCAAGUCUGUUGGAGAGGAGAACUAUCGGCUGGCCCGCGAGGUCGUCGACGAGAUUAUCCAGGUUUCGACUGAUGAGACGUGUGCUGCUAUCAAGGAUGCCUUUGAGGACACUCGGUCUAUCAUUGAGCCGGCCGGUGCAUUGGCUCUGGCCGGUCUCAAGAAGUACGCCACCAUGUAUCCCAGCCCCGAUACCAACCGGGAACUUUGCGCUAUCACUUCUGGUGCGAACAUGGACUUUGACCGUCUGCGAUUCGUCGCUGAGCGUGCUGCUCUGGGUGAGCGCAAGGAGGCUCUUCUGAGCGUCAACAUCCCCGAGAAACCGGGCGCAUUCGCCAGACUCGUCGAAGUCAUCCUUCCUCAUGCAGUCACUGCUUUCAGCUACCGAUAUGCGCACGACGCUUCGGCCGAUGUUCUUAUGGGUAUUUCCUUGUCUGCUUUGACCGGCCAGGAUGAUUUGGCCAAGAUCAUGACUCUACUCGCAAAGGAUGGUAUGAGCGUCAGAGAUUUGAGCGACGACGAACUUGUCAAGCGACACGUGCGCUUCUUGGUCGGCGGACGUAGCAACGUCCAGAACGAACGGUUGUUCAUGUUCGAGUUCCCUGAGCGUCCUGGUGCCCUGGCCAAGUUCUUGACCACUCUUCGCCCCAACCAGAACAUCUCCUUGUUCCAGUACCGCAACUACGGUGGUGAUGUCGGAAAGGUGCUUGCUGGUAUCCAAUGCCCUGAACCUGAGAAGGAGGAGCUGGAGGCUUUCCUGAAGGACUUGGGAUAUCCUUUCAGCGAGCACACCGACAACCCCAGUUAUCACACCUUCCUUCGUGGUUGAGAGAUUCUUUCUAAAUUACUGAUAUUUUUUCGUGCUGACUUGCGAGAAUGCUUAAUGAGGGCUUUUCAUUGUGGUCUUGUUGUUUCCUUGGCGUUUUUAUUGGGCAUAUUGUCGAUAGAGCAGGUUUGUUCUUGAUUAGUGUAGGUAUGCUAGGCAUCAUUCCGUACAUAGACUUCGUAAUAACAUCAUU